UCUGACAGGAAGUUAGGUGGGAGAGUUCCUCAGUGAGGAGAUAAAGGAAGCAGCCGCUGACAGUUGGGGCUCUUCUGUGUCUCUGUGUCUGUUCAUCACUUUAAACUACCAUAGAAAAGGGACAAAUACAGAAGUGCCCGUGUCAGGAGUGGGAGGCCCUGUCUGGACCAGGACCCAUAGCAGGCCUUUGGCCUCCCACAGAGGACAGAACAGGCCCCUACCUUCUUCUCCUUCUUCCCCCAAGAUUUGAGGAGGGGGUGCACAAAGAGGAAGUCUCCCCUCCUUGGGGCUCCCACCUCCUGAGGGACUACUGGCCCAAGCAGAGGCCCUGGAGCCAGAGGGAAUGGCCCCCGGGACCCCGAGGCCCCCUUCCCAGGGGUCAAUAACAUUCAAGGAUGUGGCUGUGGACUUCACCCAGGAGGAGUGGUGCCUGUUGGACCCUUCUCAGAAAGAGCUGUACAGGGAGGUGAUGCUGGAGAAUGUGCAGAAUCUACUCUUCGUGGAGACUAAUUUUGAAGUGAAGGAGAUAUCUACAAAGCAGAGCCUUUUUGUAGAAGGAUCUGGCCCUCCAAGAGGCAAGAAUAAGGGUCCCUGUGACUUCCUUUUGAGAGAAAACUGUGACUCUAAUAUCAAGGUAAAUAAAAACCCAAAGAGUGACUGUGAAUUUAAUGAAGAUCCAGAGAAAUGCAGCCAACAUUCAGUCUUAAAUCAGUAUAGAAAACUGACCUCAGGAGAUGACUGUUGUCUUGAUAGUGAAUAUACCAAACGCUUUCCUGAAAAAGUAGGAUUUAAUCAGUCACAUGAGAAGCCUCCAGAAAUGCCCAUGUAUCAAGGUAACCUAGGGACAGUCACAUAUGACUCGAGUUUAGAGCUUGAAAGACAUUCAAAAAAUAAACAUGUAGAGAUGCCUUCUAUGAGUAAUAAAGGUGGGAGACCUUUCAGUCAGAACUCUGAGUUUGGUUCAUAUGAAAUAAUCCACUCUGGAGAGAGACAUCAACAUAAGGAACAUGGAAAAGGCUUCACACAGAGGGCUCAUCUUAUUAGACAUCAGAGAAUCCACACUAGAGAGAAACCUUGUGAAUGUUCACAGUGUGGAAAGCCUUUUGCAGAGAGUAGCUCUCUUACUGGACACAGUAAAGAGAAACCGUAUGAAUGUACACAGUGUGAAAAGGCCUUCACACAGAGACGUAAUCUUGCUGCACAUAAAAGAAUCCAUACUGGAGAGAAACUUUAUAAAUGUACACAGUGUGGAAAAGCUUUCACAGAGAGGAGUCACCUUGCUGCACAUAAGAGAAUCCACACUGGUGAGAAACCAUAUGAAUGUACACAGUGUGGAAAGGCUUUCACAGAGAGUGGCUCUCUUGCUAAACAUCAGAGAAUCCACACUGGAGAGAAACCUUAUCAAUGUCCACAGUGUGGAAAGACUUUCACAGAGAGUGGCUCUCUUGCUGCACAUCGGAGAAUCCACACUAGAGAGAAACCUUAUGAAUGUGCACAGUGUGGAAAGGCUUUCACACAGAGAGGUAAUCUUAUUAGACAUCAGAGAAUCCACAGUGGAGAGAAACCUUAUGAAUGUACACAGUGUGGAAAGGCUUUCACAUGGAGCGACCAACUUGUUACACAUCAGAGAAUCCAUUCUGGACAGAAACCUUAUCAAUGUACUCAGUGUGGAAAGGCUUUCACACGGAGGGAUAAUCUUGCUACACAUCAGAGAAUCCACUCUGGUCAGAAACCUUAUAAAUGUACACAGUGUGGAAAGGCUUUCACACACAGUGUGAGUCUUGCUGCACAUCAGAGGAUUCACACUAGAGAGAAACCUUAUGAAUGUACACAGUGUGGAAAGGCAUUCACAAUGAGCAAUAAUCUUCCUGAGCAUCAGAGAAUCCACACUGGAGAGAAACCUUAUGAAUGUACACAGUGUGGAAAGGCAUUCACAGAGAAGGGCUCUCUUGCUGCACAUCAGAGGAUUCACACUGGAGAGAAACCUUAUGAAUGUACACAGUGUGGAAAGGUUUUCACAUGGAGUGAUAAUCUUGCUGCACAUCAGAGAAUCCACACUGGAAAUAAACCAUAUGAAUGUAACCAAUGUGGAAAGGCUUUCACAGAGAAGGGCUCUCUUGCUGCACAUAAGAGAAUCCACACUGGUGAGAAACCUUAUGAAUGUACACAGUGUGGAAAGGCUUUCACAGAGAGUGGCUCUCUUGCUAAGCAUCAGAGAAUCCACAGUGGAGAGAAGCCUUAUGAAUGUCCACAGUGUGGAAAGACUUUCACAGAGAGUGGCUCUCUUGCUGCACAUCAGAGAAUCCACACUGGAGAGAAACCUUAUGAAUGUACACAGUGUGGAAAGGCUUUCACACAGAGGGGUAAUCUUGUUAGACAUCAGAGAAUCCACAGUGGAGAGAAACCUUAUGAAUGUCCACAGUGUGGAAAGGCUUUUACAGAGAAGGGCUCUCUUGCUGCACAUCAGAGAAUCCACACUGGAGAGAAACCCUAUGAAUGUACACAAUGUGGAAAGGCUUUCACACGGAGGAGUUAUCUUGUUAUUCAUCAGAGAAUCCACACUGGAAAGAAACCGUAUGAAUAUACGCAGUGUGGAAAACCUUUCAUACACAGGGUGAGUCUUACUAUACAUCAGAGAGUCCACACUGGAGAGAAACCUUAUGAAUGUAACCAAUGUGGAAAGGCUUUCACAGGGAAGAGCUCUUGCUGCACAUCAGAGAAUCCACACUGAAGAGAAACCCUAUGUACACUGUGUAGAAAGGCUUUCACACGGAGGAGUUAUCUUGUUAUACAUCAGAGAAUUCACACUGGAAAGAAACCUUAUGAAUGAAAUAAAAUUGGAGAAUCUUUCUCUUAAUGAUCCACAGUUGCUUCAUGUCAGAAAAUCCCCACUGGAGAGAAACCUCAUAAGUCAGGUCAAGCAUAUAGUUGCCACUCUUAUUUAACAUAAGAGAGAAACUUUAGGAAUAUGAUCAGUGUGGUAAGGCCUUCAGGCAAUCAUCAUCUCUUAUUCCCACGUGAGAAUUUAUUUUGGAUAGAAAUCUUACUCCUGUCAUGAAUGAAAAAAGACAUUGGAAUGGAGAGUCCAGAGCUCUUUCAGUAGGAGAAAAUGUCUUCUGAACAGAUCAGUUCCAGAUGGAUUCCCUGUAGGAAGGCUUUCAUCCAGAGAUCAUCUCUUAUUUCAUGUUGGAGGAUUCAUAGUACAACAAAACCAAAUGACUGUGCUCAAGUUUAUGUGUUUUCCUCAGGAUUCCUGGGAUCUUUGGGUUUAUCAUAGACUGUUUUACUGAUGUCACUUACACCAUGUCUAUUCCACUGAUCCUCCCUCCUGUCUCUUAGCCAAUACCAUAUUGUUUUGAUGACCACUGCUUUAUAGUACAUUUUGAGAUCUGGUACUGCUAGGCCACCUUUCACAUUUUUUUCAUAAUUUUUCUUGAUGUUCUUGAUCUUUUGUUCUUCCAAGUUGUAAUAGACACUCCCAUUUAAGAUAUUUAUGGUAGUAGAUAUGAGUUGGAGCAAUAGCACCAGAAAAUAAGAUAGAGGAAAGGCCAGGAUCUGCACUCCUUCUCUCCCACCUCACUUCCUCUUCCCCUCACAGUUGAUCCUAAUAGCUCUCCUCAGAUGGUAAGUUAUUAGCAAUUUCAAAAGGCUAAUCUCACACUAUAGUUCUUUUCUGAAAAUAGGGUUUAUUCUUGAAUAAGGAAAUUUAGGGAAGUGAAAGAAGGAAAGAGAGAAUAUCAGGUCUCCCUAACCUCCUAUGAAGUUCAAUACAGGGGAAAUGAAAUUAAUUGUCUAAGAGGGGAUAUCAUUGAUGAACUGAAAAGCCUCUUCAGAGCUAAACUGUUCUUCAAAGCUAAGCGCUACUCUUUUCAAUAUUGAGUCAACCAAUAGUCAGGAAUCCAGAGCAAGCCUGUUAGUCUUCCAGGGCAGAAGUUAUUUUCUUCAGCUGUUGACUUUCCAACUACCUUCUCCUCCUCAGAUUCUUUUUGGAAUUUUCCUUCUGUCUCAUUGAUUGUCAGUUCAUUCAACAUUCCAUUCCCUUGUAUUUCUUUGCCAAUCUCACUGGUGUUAUUCUAUUGAUUAUAAGAGGUUCAGGUGAUUCACAUGAUGAUUUGACUGUUGUUAACUUCUUCUAAUAAGAGCAUAAUCAGAUGACUUAAAGCAUGAAAAAUAAACAUUUCCUUGUAAUAAUUUAAAAUUAUAUCUCUCAUAAUAAAAAUAUUAUAUUUUUUGAGGUUUAUUAAAGAUCAUUAUAAAUCAAGGAAUAAAGAAGCUUCAAAAUAAAGACCACAUGCCCAUGGCUGAUCAACCUGUCCAAACACACACCUUACCACCACCAAUAUUGGGACAGGAAUUAAAGAGGUGGGACCUUCCACAUCGCCACCUAAUAUCCCCUAUCUACAGGAAGUACUCAAUGACAGGAAGUCAGUGGGCUCCCGGGAAAUGUAGUUCAUUUUUAGCGUAACAGAUUUUCAAUUGUAUAUUUCUCCUGAGAUCCAUGGAAGACUGGUCUCUCCAAUGGAUCUUGUAAAAAUAACCAACUUUGAAAUUACAAUAAUUUUGGGAUAAAAGGAAAAGAGAACAAAACCAAUGAUUGCUAGGUGCAUGGACAAAAAGCCAGUUAGGGGGAAGUCCCCUUUGGCAUAAGAGUAUACAUACAAAGCAAAUUCAUUCAACCCCACACAGUUCAAAUCACCACAUCCCAAAGUUCACUCUGGAUCUUCUGGUGCAGCAUCUUGUCUGUGCAGGCAUCUUAAUGGUGCCUUCUCCAAACAGUUCUCUUUCUGGAUUUGGAGAGGUAACCUGUUUCUCAUCCUUAAAUUACUCUCAAAAAGAAUUUAAAGUUUGCAAUUUAGAAUAAUAAUGAUAAUAAUACAUUCCCUCCUGAAGAGGGUGUUGAAAAACACAGGGUUCACUUAGGGAUGCAUGGCUGAGUUAUGAGGUAUAUGAAUCAAUUCGCAAGAGAAAUAAAAAUAUUUUAAAAAUCCAAAUUAAAAAAGUAUAUUGGAUGAAAU
This is a messenger RNA of Monodelphis domestica (gray short-tailed opossum), 5015 nucleotides long. RefSeq lists its product as uncharacterized. The record is from RefSeq and is a predicted model, not a curated record. Gene Ontology annotation, molecular function: DNA-binding transcription factor activity, RNA polymerase II-specific; RNA polymerase II cis-regulatory region sequence-specific DNA binding. NCBI's taxonomy places the organism in Eukaryota, Metazoa, Chordata, Mammalia, Didelphimorphia, Didelphidae. Gene Ontology annotation, cellular component: nucleus. Gene Ontology annotation, biological process: regulation of transcription by RNA polymerase II.